AUGAGUAAACCAUCUGAAGCAUCUGCAAAAAAAGUCGCUUGCUUUGAGCCUCGCGAACAAAAAAUGGAUGCACAAAAAGCAAAUGGCUCUGUUGAUCUUGAUAAAAUGGCUCCAGAAGAUAUGACAUCAAAAGAAUAUUAUCUUGAUUCAUCAGCUCAUUUUGCUGUUCAUGAAGAAUUAUUAAAAGAUGAUAUUCGUACAAAAACAUUUCGCAAUGCAAUUAUUAAUAAUCGACAUUUAUUUAAAGACAAAAUUGUAUUAGAUAUUGGUUGUGGUGUUGGAAUAUUUAGUUUAUUUGCUGCUAAAGCCGGUGCCAAAAUGGUUAUUGCUGUAGAAAAAUCGAAUGUAAUUGAAUAUGCAAAAAGAAUUAUUCGUGCUAAUCGAUAUGAUAAAAUUAUCAAAUUUGUUAAAGGUAAAGUUGAAGACGUCGAAUUGCCUGAAGGUGUGAAACAAGUUGAUGUUAUUAUUGCUGAAUGGAUGGGUUAUUCAUUAUUUUAUGAUUCAAAUAUUCAAAGUGUGAUUUAUGCAAGAGAUAAAUAUCUAAAACCUGAUGGUAUUAUGUUUCCUGAUCGUGCAACGCUGUACAUGGUUGGUAUUGAAGAUCGUGAUUAUAAAGAAGACAAAGUAGAAUGGUGGUCCAACGUUCAUGGUUAUAAUAUGAGUUGUGUGAAGAAUUAUGUCAUGCGUGAACCUUUAGUUGAUACAGUUGACAAACGGCAACUUUGUACAGAUCAUUUUCCGCUUAAAGCAUUUGAUCUGAAAACAAUGACUAUCAAUGAUAUUGAUGUUGAUGCAAAAUUUCGACUUACUGCUUUACGUGAUGAUUAUAUUCAUGCAUUUGUUAUUUAUUUUGUCGCUGAAUUUACCGCGUGUCCACAACGAACAGUAAUUAGUACUGCACCUGGUGCUGGUUAUACGCAUUGGAAACAGACUGUUUUUUACUUUCCUGAUUAUGUUACCAUAAAAUGCAACGAAGUAUUGGAAGGAACAUAUUAUUGCAAAGUUAAUCUCGAAAAUACGAAAAAACUUUCAUUUGGCAUUGAUUUUCAAUUUAAUGGUCAACUAUCAUCUUUACAAAGUAACAAUCAAUACUUUAUGAAAGCUGUGAAACGUCCCGGUGGGGGUUCAAUGGCUCCUGAAGAUAUUGAUCCUUGUUUAUGUACACAUGUUAUAUAUGCGUUUUCGGAAAUGGAUAAUAAUCAAUUGAUGCCAAUGGAAAAACAUGAUUUGAAAGAUGGCAGUCAACCAGGCUUUUUCGAACGUUUCAAUGCUUGGAAAAGUGUUAAUAAAAAUCUGAAAACUCUACUUGCUGUCGGCGGUUGGGAUAUGGGAAUGAAAGAUUUUGCAGGUAUUGUUAAAUCUGAAAAGACUAUGAAAAAAUUCGCUGAAUCAGCUAUCAAAUAUUUACGAAAACACAAAUUCGAUGGUCUUGAUCUUGAUUUUGAAUAUCCUGGAGUUGAUUGGAGAGAUAGUCCAAAGGAAGAUAAACAAAAAUUUACUAAAAUGUGUGAAAUUUUAUAUGCAACAUUUGAAAAAGAAGCCGAAGCUAGUGGUAAUGAACGUCUUCUUCUGACUGCUGCUGUUGCAGCUGCAAAAGUUAAUAUUGAUAAAGCAUACGAAGUCGAUAAGCUUGUUCCAGUCAUGGAUUGGUUUAAUUUAAUGACUUAUGAUUUUCAUGGAUCAUGGGAUCAAAAUCGUGCUCAUCAUUCAUCACUAAAUAGUAAAGAUGAUGAAAAAGAUGAUACCAUGUAUAUUGAUUUCGCUGUAAAAUAUUUUCAAAAAUUGGGUAUGCCAGCCAGUAAAAUGAUGUUAGGUGUAGGAACAUACGGACGUGGUGAUACACCAGCUAUGCCUUAUACAGGAUUUAAAGGUGAAACUGGCUUUGUUGCAUAUUAUGAAAGUUGCGUUCAAAUUGUUUGUGAAAAAAUGAAGGAAACAUGGGAUGCUAAACAACUUGUUCCAUAUAUUGCUGGACCGUAUAAUCAACCGAAAGCUGGUGUUGAAAAUGUUCGAAGUAUGAAAUAUAAAGCAAAUUAUAUUAAGAAAAAUAAUUUGGGUGGAGCUAUGAUUUGGACAUUGGAUAUGGAUGAUUUUCGUGGUCAAUUUUGUUGUCAAGGAAAGUUUCCUUUAAUUAAAACCAUUAAAGCUGUUUUACAUGGACAAUUGAAGUUGUUACCCAAAGAAAAGAUUUGUUCAACUUGUCCAACAAAAGAAUAUAAAAAUUUUAAGCCUGAAAUUCAACCACAAACAACAGAGAAAACAACGAAAAAACCAAAGAAAUCGAAGCGCGAUGCCGAUGCACCAUCACCUCAAGAUGUGUGUGAAGAAUUAAAAGAUGGCCAAUGGCCUGAUCCAACAGAUUGCAAGAGCUACUAUCUAUGUCGUGGUGUUGGAAGUCAAUGGGGGGAACAAAAACGUGAAGUUUGCUAUACUGGUGCUUAUUUUGAUCCCAAUGAAAAGACAUGCAAAUGGGUUGGCAUGGAUAAGCUUAAUUGCGAAGAACUUGUCGAAGGUUAUGAAAACCCUGUCGCUGGUGUUACACGAUCAACCGAUGAAGCAGGUGAUAAUGCUGAUGACGAUGAUGACGGAGGAGACGAUGAUGAUGGUCCAAGUGAUGGUGCGGCGUCAAAAAAGAAAAAAACAAAAUCACCACCAACAAAAUCAAUAUCAAUAUUAAGUCGAACAACAUCCGAAUUCGAUACAUGUACAGUAGAAAAACCAGUUGAAUUCGAUCCUGUACAAGGAAAACUACUACAGUUCAGUCGUGGUUGCUCAAUGCCUCCGCCAUCGGCGGGCAAUCUUACUCAACAAGCACAGUGUUUAUCAAGCAAAGCAGAAGGCAAAACUAUAUGCGUGAAAUAUUGCCAAACCAGUCUUUGCAAUAUCCAGGACAUAAGUUUCAAUGCGGAUGGCGACAUGGAUAUAACAUCAUUAAUUAUUAUUAUAUGUGUAGUUGUUCCAGCUUUACUAGCUGUUAGCAUUUGUGUGAUUAUAUUCUAUUCGAAUUGUGGUAACGACCGAAAGUUUCAUGGUCAAAGAAGGUCAUCUUUUGAAUAUGAUCAUUCGCAUGAACGAAUACCUCACGACAAUUAUAUAACUGGUUUUCCACGUUCUUAUCGGUAUCCACAACCGCAAAAUCGUUUACGUGAACCUCCGCCUACAUUUGAAGAAACCUCACCAUCCUACGAAAGUUCUGUUAUUCAAAUAGGGCGCCAACAACGGUCGGUAUUUUCACCUAUAUGUACAAUACCAGUAACAACGCACUACGAACAAUCGUCACCGUCUAUGACAUCGUCUAUCUAUUCAACGAUGCCUCCGUCUUAUGCUGAAAUAUUUUUAACGCCAUAUACAUUAACAAAUCAAUAA
This is a messenger RNA of Rotaria socialis, 3366 nucleotides long. The record is from the annotation of a GenBank genome assembly. NCBI's taxonomy places the organism in Eukaryota, Metazoa, Rotifera, Eurotatoria, Philodinida, Philodinidae.